CUUCCGGUACUGAUCCAGACGCGGAGGGCCUUUGACUAUAUAAUUUUACACAGAAGUCUGCAGUCUGUUUAUAUUGUGUCUAUGGUUUGUUUAUGUCGCUUGUCGCUUAUAUGCGUCUUGUCGGUCUUAUAUAUAACUAGUUAUAUAGUCAAAGAUCUUGUUUGUUCGCGAGUAACCUGACAUGUCAUUGAAUUAUUAAUUUAUUAAAAAGAAACAUUGUUUACUCGGCGAAUGGUAACGUAAUUUGACGGAAAAAUGGUCUCGUCGUGUUGUAUAUGUUCGAGGGAAGACCACCCUCUUGAACUACGUCGGUCAUUUCACAGGAUACCAGUGAACGAAGAAAUGAGGAAUAAAUGGUUACAUAGGAUCGGACGUAUUGUCUCGUACAAGGGGGCCAGAGUUUGCAGCGAUCAUUUCACGGAAAAUGAUUAUCACGACAUAAAUCCUUAUUCAAGAAUAAGGAAAAGACUAAAGAAAACUGCAGUCCCUUCUGUGACCCUGCGAAAACAAGAAAAUGCAAACAGAGAAUUGUUAUUAUUUCAAAAGCCAGAUGUAAGUUUAUUCAACGGUUCUGAAAUUAUAUCUCAAAAUGAAGAGGAUGUUACUCUUCACGAUUUAGAAAAUCAUGAAGAAACUCAUAACCCAAGUGAUAUUAGCGAAACCAAAGAAAAGGAAAAUGCGAGCAACGAAUUAGUAUUGGCUCAAGGUACAAGUGAAAGCUUAGUCGUUCGAUUACAUUCGGGAAAAGAAAUUAAUGCCACUUGUAUUGAUAAUCAAGAAAAGAUUCAUUUUGAAAACAACAUAAAUGAUAUAAGUAGUGAGAGAAAAUUUUCAUCGCCUAAUUCAGGCAAUUCAGGCAAUUCCGAAACGAGAACAAUUUUAUUUAAAUAUUCCAAACGCAGUGCAGUAGGUUUCGCGAAAGCGGAUUUUUCAUCGGACGAAAAGUGGAUGGCGUUUUUAAAGUGUAUCGCCUACAAGAACCAUGCAAAUAGAAUCAUGCUACAAAAGAACAAACGCUUGCAAAAGAAGAUCUUAAUAUUUCAAGAUAUGCUGCAAGAUCUGUUGGGAAAACUUUAAUAAUGAGCUUUUUUUUAGUACAAACAGUACAUUACUACCCAGAAAACAUUUUGCGCGCAAACAUCUUAUGACGACGCACUUGGAUAGAACUUUUGCUUGCGUUGCCGAGCCAUUUUUGUACGCGAGUUGGUAGAUACGUUAAUAUAUGAGCUAGCCACUUGCGUGCAAAAGCGCAGACUAAACAUAUCUUACGGAUUACAAAACUCGGGCAAAUCUCGUACAAAUUUGCCUGCGUAAGACAAGCAAAAUUUGCGCGCAACAAUUGUUGUCUGGGUAGCCUGCAAACAUUUAAAUGGUGCUCGCUGUUUCAAUUUUAUAUUUAAAAUCACCUUAAGUGUAAUAUUUCACAAUCAGUGUAAUGCCACGUGUAUUGGUUGGACAGAAGAUCUGAAGAUCCUUUCGGUCCAGAAUAUUUGACUUGUGAAUGGCGAUUUAUGAGAAUCCUACCAACACAAUGAUACCAAAGGUAGCAGCGAGAAUGACGUCCAUAUUUUCAAGAAACAAAUAUAAAUAUUAAAGUAAUAUUUAUAACUGUUAGAGUAAGUGUUUGUAAAUUAUCAAAUUUUUUAUUGUGUGUUAUUAAUGUGACAAAUAAUAUUUGAAAAAUGCUCGUCAAAUAAAAACAUGAACUGUC
Vollenhovia emeryi is the source of this 1711-nucleotide messenger RNA. RefSeq lists its product as uncharacterized. The record is from RefSeq and is a predicted model, not a curated record. The coding region runs from base 256 to 1077 and encodes 273 amino acids. NCBI's taxonomy places the organism in Eukaryota, Metazoa, Arthropoda, Insecta, Hymenoptera, Formicidae. The transcript is spliced from 5 exons.